Papaver somniferum (opium poppy) is the source of this 1104-nucleotide messenger RNA. RefSeq lists its product as uncharacterized. The transcript has a single exon. Lineage: Eukaryota; Viridiplantae; Streptophyta; Magnoliopsida; Ranunculales; Papaveraceae. The record is from RefSeq and is a predicted model, not a curated record. The coding region runs from base 1 to 1104 and encodes 367 amino acids. Gene Ontology annotation, molecular function: nucleic acid binding; RNA-DNA hybrid ribonuclease activity.
AUGUAUGAUAAGUUGAAUAAACCAGGAACUGAAAUAACUAGUCUGCUUUUACCGGACUCGUUCUGGAAAUCCAUAUGGAAAAUAGAUAUGUCUCAAAGAGUGAAAGUGUUUCUUUGGAAAUGUAUACAAAACGUUAUUGCGACUAAUGUGAAUCUUUACGGAAAAGUAGAUAAUAUUAAUCCUAAUUGUACUAUGUGUGGUGAAAAUCUUGAAACAGCUGAGCAUCUUUUCUUUCACUGCUCAUAUGCUAGAGAAAUUUGGGAAAUGGCUCCAAAUCCUAUAUCUCUUCAACUAGAUCCAGCUACUCCCUUAUUAGACACAUACAAGGAUUGGAUUAAAAACCCAAGACAGGAGAUAUCUUUAGAAUUAAUUCUAACCAAAAUAUGGAUGAUCUGGAAAGAACGGUGUAACAGGGUCUUUGAAUCAAAAAUUAGAACAACAACACAACUAUCUCAGGAUAUCCUACUACACUUAUCCUUUUGGACUAGGAACCACUCCAAGCCCACUAAGCAAAACAAGAAAAUAACUGCUCAUAAACCCUCUUGGAUAGCUCCAGUUCAUAAUACGAAGAAAAUAAACAUUUAUGCAGCUUGGGACUCUUCUAUAACCCCCUCAAGUUUUGCUUUAAUCUUACGUAAUGAUAGAGGAUACUUUGAAAGAAGCAGAGCAGGACCAUCACGCUCAAUAGACCCACAAGAAGCAGAAGCAAUAAGAGUGUACCAGACAACAGUUUGGGCAAAGGAAAAGCACCUCAAAGAUUACAGCAUAGAAGGAGAUUGUGAAAGUUGUUUCAACUACUUACAAGGAAAGCACUCUGAGAUUUCAUGGAGAAGUAAAGCUCUUCUUAAUGAAGCUUCUAAAAUCAUUAAAGAGAGUCAUAGCGUUUUGAGUUUUCAUUUUAUAUCUAGACUAGGAAAUACAGUAGCAGACGCUCUUGUUAAUUUUGUUAAAAGUCUAUCUUUAGUUACGGAUUGGGACAUGAACCCUCUAACUUGUAUCUUAAAAAAACUGGCAGUACAUAAAUCUAAUAUAAGAAAAAUUACACAACUCUCUAUAUUAGAUGGCUCUACUUGGGAUGUAAUGGAGCCUCCUUUAAAGUGCUAG